UAUUACACUCUUUAAUUUUGGUUGAGGUUCGUCAUCGCUUUGGUCUGGAAUCAUCUUUUUCCGAGGAUGGACUCCUUGCAGUCGAUCGAAACCCAGGACAGUAAACUUGUCAUACUGAAAGAGGAGUCACCCCGUCAGCUGCCGUCCAACCAGUUGAUCUUCGGUUGCCCUGGUCCUCUGCCAGUGCUGCAGCAGCUGCGCAGACUCUCGCUGGGAAACGUGCCCCAGGAAGUUUUGGAUAAACUGUUCCAGAACUGUCCGCAGCUGGAACUGCUCACCUUGUGCGGCAGGAGGGGGGAGAGCAUCGUGUACGACAUCCAGAACAUAGGACUCUGCCGCCUGCUGAAGGUGCUGCUGCUGCCGCUGGAGAUCAAGACGCCCAUGGCCAUCGUCUGUCUGACCAAGCUGACCCACCUCACACUGCAUCGCCAGAAGCUGUGGCCGGGAAUGGACUGGCUGCCCACCGUGCUGGCCAUCGUCCAGGCCAAGUGCUACGCCCUGCAGACCCUCAGCUUCGACGGCUCCUGGCUGGUGACUCCCCUGGACCUCUCCCAUCUGAAGCUGAACCACUGCACGGCCCUCACGGAGCUGCGGCUGAGCAACUGCAAGCUGGCCGAGGUGACCGGACCCCCGCUGCCCCUGAGCUGCCAGCGGGUCAGCUUCCGGCGGUGCACCAUGGUCAGGCUGAACAGCUUCAUAGCGUCUCAUCCGAUGCUGAGGAGGCUGGACCUGUUUGACUGCCGAGCGGGAGGGGGGCCCCUGCUGCGGCGCCUUCUCAACCUGAGGCAGCACCAGCCCGUCCUCGAGCCUCUGCUCUUCACCUUCUGCCAGUCCACGAGGCUGCGCGCAGAGCUCUCCACGUGGUCCCCCAAGGAUCGGAGGCUGUUUAGCCGCUGGCUGCAGGUGAAGGAACUGGAGCCGCACGAGGCGAACACGUGGCGCCAGCCGGUCGGCACGGUUUCCAUGAACUUCUCGCGCUCCGUCAACUAUCUGCCCGACUUCAGGAGUCCGGAGGAGGGUGCUCCCCCUGCCGCCGACAUAGUCAAGAAGUUGGAUCGCUUUUAGCCCUCCAGUUGUAAUUUAAAUGUGGGUGAAGGUAUCCAAAGAAAAAACAGUCAGCAUUUGAAAGUGAACAACAAUUGAGCUUUUAUAUAUUUAUAUUUUUAUAUUAGUAUACACUCGGGGAACGUUAUCAACUUUUGCUUUUAAUUUCUUUUAUGUGUCUUGAACUAAACUUAAACUAAAUGGUCUCUAAGGACACCAAAAAAAAUGUUAAAAUAACUCAAAGUUACCACGAGAUACCUGAAUGUCAGUUUGAAUUUAUAAUUUAAGAGAGAGGGAUGUUAUAACUCCAUAAAAUCUUCUUUUGUAAUGAAAUUAUUUGUGAAUUCUUGCGGAAAACAUGUAGUGCGCCUCCACGUGCCGAAAAAAAAAACAUAUUUCCGCCCACCCACAAUUUAAUGAAUACAAAUCCCACGUUGAAUACCUCCGGUAGACAGAUGCCCCCAUUCAGCUCAAGUGGCACCCAGCAUAUACAACAUAUCAAAUCUAACCUCGAAAGCUUUUGGGUGUGCGAGACCCAUAUUUGCUUUAGGAUCGCCAUUUUUCCAGUUGGACGAGUUUCGGUUUAUCAGCGAGCGCAUAAAUAACGAAAAAGUUGCCAAAAACAAGAAGCAAAGUGAAAUUUAUGUGUACCGCAUGUAAUUAAUAAUAAAAGAAAUCGCGCAAACGAAUUAAAUGGG
Messenger RNA from Drosophila ficusphila, 1742 nucleotides. RefSeq lists its product as uncharacterized. NCBI's taxonomy places the organism in Eukaryota, Metazoa, Arthropoda, Insecta, Diptera, Drosophilidae. The record is from RefSeq and is a predicted model, not a curated record.